UAUAUAUGGAUGAUUCUAUAUUAGUGGACUUAAAAAUCAGGAUUAUGAACCACUUGCUAACUGGGAUGAUCCCCAAGUUUUAUGGUUCCGAUGGACUUGCGAUGUAGUUGUAUGUGAUCGUUUUUUUCUUCCAGGGUGACAUCUCAGUUUCAAGCGUUGAGGCAUUUGAUGAGAUGAACACAAAACAUUGCAAUUUUGUUGGUUCUAGUGCCCUCUAUGCACAUUAUGCAUCCGGAACCUCGAAUUCAAAAUUGCCAUCCAUUGUUAUCCUGUGUUUUUUACCUUAACUGUCCACAUUUUCCUGGCACUUCCACAUGGAAUCCACGACCUGGCAGAUCUGGUUCCCAGGUUUGCUUCGCUGAGCAUUUGGCCAGCCAGCCGCUAGAACCGCUACAAAAGACGAAAACUGCGACACUUGCACAGGCCCCGAAAAAGCCGCUGCCACCAGUGGCUGGAUCAAAAGUGGUACGUCCCAGUGCCGUUCCCAAGGUAAAGACCCUGGCACGGCCACCGCGACCCCCAGCACGUGCCAAGGCAACUCCAGGUCGCAAAGCAAGCGACAUGAGUGAGAUCUCCACGACCGCGCCAUCAACACCGCGGAGCUCAGGUCGGGCUGUGCCUGUCACCAUUUUACAACCACGACCUCGUCGAAGGGCUCGAGAAGAAUCCAGCAGCAGUAGCAGUGAGUUGUCAAGUGGCUGGACCAGCGACAGUGAGUAGCGGCCACCUGUCCCAUGCGGCGAAGAAAAAGGCCACAGGUUCUUCGCUCGCCACUGAAUGUGAAGCCUGUCCGGCUGGAAGGGAGCAAGGUGAAAUACUCGGAAGAUGUCGUUUGGGGUCCGUACCGCGAAAAGAGCGCCGAGUCCUCCACCUCGGGAUCGGGAAGCUGUACGGACUGUCGCUUUGACGGCCCUGUCGGGACCAAUGCCGUGUCGGAGGGCCAGUCGGCCUGUACCGAGUGCCCCGCCACCAACGAGACGGGCUCCAUCGGCUGUUGCCCUGGGAACUCAGAGCAAUGGCCGUUGAGCCGUGGCUUCUCGAUGAGCUUACCCCCUGGCAAAAGUGCCAGUGUGAUGCAUGUGCUGAGCAAUUGUCAGGACAAGGUAGAUCCUUUGUCUGCAGAGCUGGCGGAGCUGGUCAUCAGCGACGAGCGACACUUCGAAGCGAAUCCCUUGAGCUUGGCGACGAUUCGCCCUGCAGGUUCGCUGUGGGGACAAGGCUGCGGCUUCAACCAAAGUGAUUUGGUGGCAGUGGUGCUGGAAGGCUUGGAUGGCGCGGAUAUGAGCGGAGGGAACUGCAUGGGUACUGGCUACGGUGAUGGCAGUUAUUGGGGUGGCAAUGGCUGCUAUGCAGGCACUGCCUACGGCAGCGGUAGCAACUCGGACCAUCGUCAACCCUGUGAUUCGCAUCGUGCCACGGCUCCCUGUGGACUGGAACUGGCUGUGGCAGCGACGGUGGCAAUCUUCACGGUGUCAAUGGCAGCUUUGGGGGAUGCCAAGUCAACAGCUAUGACGUCUACAGUGAAAGAAGUGAGGCGCAGCCUGGAACUGGUGCCUCUGGCAGCUGGCCUGGCGAUGGCAGUUCUGGAAGCAGUUAUGGCAACCAACGCUCCUGGGGUAAAAGUGGCAAAGUGGGCCAUCGGCGCAAAUUGUUCAGGCUAUGUAAUAGACGAAGCAGACGCGGUGAAUGAAGGAGACGAUGUCAAUGCUGAAACUGGCCUCGGUGCUGACACUUGGGGGACUGCGACAGCCAGCGGAAGGAAAGGACGGCCCCAGGAAAACCCGGAGAACAAGAAAUCGAACUCGGGUUUUGCGUGCUACGCCAAGUUUCUGGUGCCAGAUCAUGUUGCUGGCGCUUUGAUCGGAAAGUCGGGCAUUAUGGUGGGAGAGAUUGAAUUGGUGUCAAAGUGUAGCCUGCAACUUUCAGGUCCCAAGAAAUAUUUUCCCGGUACCGUCGAGCGAAUUUGCAUCGUUGGUGGGCAAUGCGUCCAAGAUUUGAACAUUGCAAUGAUGAAAAUCGUCGAUUUGUUCAAGAAGGUUCAGCAGAAUACCAACGCCAAGAACACGGAAGUAGCGAAGUUAGUUGUGAAGUUUGUCAUCCCAAAGUCUGCAGCGAGCAUGAUUCUGGGCCCCCGUGGAGCGACCAUUCAGCAAUUGACAAAUGACACAGGCUGCCGGAUCAACAUGAGUCAUCGAAUCGAUGGCUUUCAGGAGCGCCUCAUGGUGAUCUGUGGCGAAGAGGCCGCGCUGCGGAAGGCGGCCAGCGAGAUCCUCGAGAAAAUCCAGCAGGAUGCGCACCUGGAGGAGCACAUGACAAUGACGUACACGCAAGAAGUGCCAAUGGGUAUCUGGACUGGAGAAAGCAACGAACCAGCAGACCCAGAGUACCCUUUGAUGCCACCGGAGGAGGCUCAGACCAAAACCAAACGAGAACUCAUCGAUUAUCUAAGUCGUGCCGCUCCACGAGAUGUUUUGGCAAGAAUGAAAUUGCUGGGUGAUAUCAAGAAUGCCGUGAAGAGCACAGGGCAACCAGGUCUUCUCGCUGCCGUGCAGGACGUUUGGGUUUCUCGUGGCGGUCUUCAGCUUUGCUCGGAGCCCGUCGAGAGGCCAGAGCUGCCACCGCAACCGGCUGCAGAUGGACAACCCCAACCGCUUCAGCCAGGUCUCUUGCAGGAGACCCGGCAGGCGAUCAGAACGGGGAAGUCCAUGGAAGUCCAGGACCAAUCAGUGGACUUGGUCUUUGAGGAUGAGAGCCCCAGCGACGACUCUGUCACCGAUGUCGACGUCUACGUGGCUUCGGGUCUGGAGGUGGAAGAGGAGCGAGUGGAGGUCAUGGAGACCGACGAGGUGAAGCAUCACGAUGGACCGGUGGCUGACUUCGUGCAGCAAGCAGAGAAUCUGGCGUUGCAAAAUUACGCCAAGAUGCCGCCCAUGGGACACAGACCACGAAGCGAGGCUCCAAGAAGCUCCACGGCAGACGCGGAAGCGGAGCCACCGGAGCCACCGCAGUCGCAGCCGCUUCACGUGCUUGGAGUUGCGCUGCAGAAACUGGACGGAGAUGAAGACAGAUCCCCUGAGAAUCGGAGCCAGGACCUAGGCCAACCCGAAGAAGAGCCACGUUGUGCGCACAUUCUACCUGUGGGUCCAGUUGGCACCCCACUCCCUACUGCGCAAUUCCCUGAAGAUGAGGUUGAUGAGGAAGGUCUGUUGGAAACCUUCCAGAUCUUUGUGAGUUUGUUCGCGAAGUGUUUCCUCCAGCAGCAGACAGCGUCAGAAGAGUAUUGCGAAGAAGUUCGGGAACAAAUUGUGCCUCCCAGCGCUGGUCCGCAGAGCUUAAGGGAUCAACGGCUCAGCAACCAGGAUCAGCUUAGCCUCGCUAGCGCAGACAUUCAAAGUUCUGUCCCACCUUGUAUUCAAGUGCCUCCCCAAACAACGUCAAGUUGUAGCAGCACAGCGGGUGAAGCUUUGGAAGAAGUAAAGAGUCGGCAUAAGCAGUUCCUCUGCGGGCCACACGAUGAUGGAAAGGCUCAUUGUCAGCUGGUGGUGGGCUGA
Cladocopium goreaui is the source of this 3551-nucleotide messenger RNA. Lineage: Eukaryota; Dinophyceae; Suessiales; Symbiodiniaceae. The record is from the annotation of a GenBank genome assembly.